Molecule: messenger RNA, 2459 nt
Organism: Aquila chrysaetos chrysaetos
Lineage: Eukaryota; Metazoa; Chordata; Aves; Accipitriformes; Accipitridae
Gene: LRRC71
Product: leucine rich repeat containing 71
Exons: 13
Coding region: 609-2378 (589 amino acids)
Molecular function (GO): protein binding
Source: RefSeq, a predicted model, not a curated record
GGACCCCCCGCACCCCCAUAGGUUCCCCCCAGGCUUGGGAACCCCUCAGGGCGGCCUCCAUAGGGAUCCCCAUGGGCCCCACCGGCCCUGGGACACACCCCCCGCACUCCCAUAGGCCCCCAGGCCUGGAAAUCCCCCAGGGAGGCCUCCAUAGGGACCCCCAUUGGACACCCGACCCCGGGACCCCCAUGGGCCCCCCCCCAGCCGUGGACCCCCCCCCCCAGGGAGACUCCCAUAGGGACCCCCGUGGGGCUCACCCAACCCUGGGACCCUUUCUCACCCCAAGGAGACCUCCACUGAGGCCCCCAUAGGGCCCCCUGCCACUGGGACCCCCCUUUCCCCUUCCAGGGAUUCCAUAGGGACAUCACAGCCAAGAGACCCCCCCAUAAGGCCUUUUGUCCCUGGGACACCCCCUUCUUCCCCCCCCAGGGAUCCCCAUAGGGCCCUGGCGUCCACCCUCACCUGCAUAGGGACCCCACUGGGACCCCCUGGCCCAGGGAUGCUGGGGGUUUGGGUGCUGGGCAGGGCCAGCCCUGGGGCCAGGGGGUGCCAGGGGGCACUGACCCCCCCACCCCCACCCCCCCCCCGGUGCCCCCCAGCUGCGGACCAUGAGGCGGCGGGGGGAGCGGGUGCCCAGGGAGAAGGCAGCAGCGGUGGCCGCAGAAGAGGAGAUGAAGAGCACGGAGAGGAAGGCUGAGCAGGGCACAGGUGAGACCCUGGCCCUGGCAGGUGGUGGGGGGGGCUGUGGGGGUCCCCCUUAUGUCCCCCCCCUCCUGCCUGCUCUGCCUGCAGAGGAGUACCAGUGCACCGGCCUCCUGGAGCAGGACUUUCCUGAGCUCUGCGCCCGGGCUGGCAUCGCCAGCGUCCCCAAAGUCACCCUCCGGCCAUCCCCGAGCUUCCCUGCCGAUGAGGAGCCCGCUGAGCUACCGCUGGCGGAGGUCCUCGCCCGCAUCCAGCGCAAGUACAGCUGCUUCCAGCCCUGCAUCCAGGUGGAGAGGGAGCACGAGGACCCCCGGAGUGUCCGUGCCAUCUUCCUGCGAGGCUGGAAGAUCGAGGGGGACAUGCUGGGGGUCCUGAGCCAGUGCCUGCCCGCCCUGGCCGGCCUGCAGGCAGUACACCUCUGGAAGGUUGGGCUGACAGAGCGGCUGCUCCCUGCGUUGGCGGCGGUGCUGGCACACUGUCCUCGUCUGCGGACGCUCAGCCUGGAGGGAAACCCCUUGCCCGAGCCUGCCUUCCACACGCUGAUGGGGAGCGACAGCAUGCUGGCCCACCUCUCGCUGCGCAACAACAGCAUCGGGGAUGCGGCCGCCCGGUUGAUUGGGCAAAGCCUUUCCACCCUGAGCUCCUCCAACCGCAGCCUGGUCUCGCUUGUCCUCAGCUUCAACCGCAUCUCGGACCUUGGAGCCGGCUACAUUGCCAAGGGCUUGCGCUUGAACCGCUCCCUGCUCUCCCUAUCCCUGGCGAACAACGAUAUCGGUGACGCGGGGGCCACCAGGCUCGCUGAGGUCCUGGGGCCGUUCGCACUGACGCACGGUGAAGUGGUAGAGAGGAGGCGGCUGCUCUUGGUGGAGGCGCUGGGACGGUUCCGCAUGACCCCAAAAGAGACGGAGGAACAGAGAGAGCGUCCCUCCAGCCUGCGUGGCAGCAUGGCCCCCGACAAGCUGCCCCCGGCCAAGCACGGCAAAACCCCCACCAAGAAGAAGGAGCCGCUGCGGAGGGAGGAGGCCAGACAGUCCAAGAAGCCACCGGAGCUGAGAGCCGCCCACAGCAGAGAUGCAAAACUGAGUGGCCAGGAGAAGCCAAGCCCAGAGGUGCCGGAUCCGGCCAAGCAGCUGCACCCGCUGCUGGAGGCCAGGCAGCACCAGGGCAGCAUCAUCCUGCCGGGAAACCGGGCACUCCUCAACCUCAACCUGACCCACAACCACAUCACUGAACGGGGCCUCGGCGCGUUCCUGGCGGUGCUGGAGGGGCAGCAGCGGGAGAAGAAGCCAAAAAUGCCAGGGCAGCAGGGGCUGCUGUGCCUCUCCCUGGAGGUGAGCCAGGUGGGUGAUGGGGCUCGCAUUGCCAUGGGACAGGGCCUGAUGCCCCGCUUCCCCACAGAAGAACCGCAUCCCUCCCACCAGCCCAGCCUUCGUGCGGCUCCAGGAGCUGCUGCCGCCGCCGCAGGACCCCCUCCCCAAAACCCAGGGCCAAGAGGGGGAGCAGGAAUUGGGCACCUAGCUGGCCCCCGAGGAGCUGCACAGGCGCCCACGGGUGAAGGAGAGCUCGCUUCUUGCCUUUUCUUUAAAAAAAACAAAAAAGAAAUCAAAACCUUUACCGUAAAAAGGAGGAAAAUAAACCAGAUGAUACAGCAUCGAACAGCAACCGGUCAGUCUUGACUCUAUUAUAUAUAAUAUAUAUAUCAGACACCCCAGCGCUGGCCUCACUGCGACAUCUGGGAGGGGGAGAAGGGAUGGGGG